Molecule: messenger RNA, 1527 nt
Organism: Galeopterus variegatus (Sunda flying lemur)
Lineage: Eukaryota; Metazoa; Chordata; Mammalia; Dermoptera; Cynocephalidae
Gene: RUNX1
Product: runt-related transcription factor 1
Exons: 8
Coding region: 85-1527 (480 amino acids)
Biological process (GO): regulation of transcription by RNA polymerase II; neuron differentiation; regulation of cell differentiation
Cellular component (GO): nucleus
Molecular function (GO): RNA polymerase II cis-regulatory region sequence-specific DNA binding; ATP binding; DNA-binding transcription factor activity, RNA polymerase II-specific
Source: RefSeq, a predicted model, not a curated record
GACCUUUCUUGGUUUUCGCUCCUAGGGUAAAAGAAAUCAUUGAAUCCCCGCCUUCAGAAGAGGGUGCAUUUUCAGGAGGAAGCGAUGGCUUCAGACAGCAUAUUUGAGUCAUUUCCUUCGUACCCACAGUGCUUCAUGAGAGAAUGCAUACACGGAAUGAAUCCUUCUAGAGAUGUUAAUGAUGCCAGCACGAGCCGCCGCUUCACGCCGCCUUCCACCGCGCUGAGCCCGGGCAAGAUGAGCGAGGCGCUGCCGCUGGGCGCCCCGGACGCCGGCGCCGCACUGGCCGGCAAGCUGAGGAGCGGCGACCGCAGCAUGGUGGAGGUGCUGGCCGACCACCCAGGCGAGCUGGUGCGCACCGACAGCCCCAACUUCCUCUGCUCCGUGCUGCCCACGCACUGGCGCUGCAACAAGACCCUGCCCAUCGCUUUCAAGGUGGUGGCUCUGGGGGACGUUCCGGAUGGCACUCUGGUCACUGUGAUGGCCGGCAAUGAUGAAAAUUACUCAGCCGAGCUGAGAAAUGCCACAGCGGCCAUGAAAAAUCAAGUCGCAAGAUUCAAUGACCUCAGGUUCGUCGGUCGAAGUGGAAGAGGCAAGAGCUUCACUCUGACCAUCACUGUCUUCACAAACCCACCGCAAGUCGCUACCUAUCACAGAGCCAUCAAAAUCACAGUGGAUGGACCCCGAGAACCUCGAAGACAUCGACAGAAACUAGAUGAUCAGACCAAGCCCGGGAGCUUGUCCUUUUCCGAGCGGCUCAGUGAACUGGAGCAGCUGCGGCGCACAGCCAUGAGGGUCAGCCCACACCACCCAGCCCCCACACCCAACCCUCGUGCCUCCUUGAACCACUCCACUGCCUUUAACCCUCAGCCUCAGAGUCAGAUGCAGGAUACAAGGCAAAUCCAGCCAUCCCCACCGUGGUCCUACGAUCAGUCCUACCAGUACCUGGGAUCAAUUGCCUCUCCUUCUGUGCACCCAGCAACGCCCAUUUCACCUGGACGAGCCAGUGGCAUGACAACUCUCUCUGCAGAACUUUCCAGUCGACUCUCAACUGCGCCCGACCUGACGGCCUUUGGCGACCCCCGCCAGUUCCCCGCACUGCCGUCCAUCUCAGACCCUCGCAUGCACUACCCCGGCGCCUUCACCUACUCCCCGACGCCCGUCACGUCAGGCAUCGGCAUCGGCAUGUCGGCCAUGAGUUCGGCCACGCGCUACCACACGUACCUGCCGCCGCCCUACCCCGGCUCGUCGCAGGCGCAGGGCGGCCCCUUCCAGGCCAGCUCGCCCUCCUACCACCUGUACUACGGCGCCUCGGCCGGCUCCUACCAGUUCUCCAUGGUGGGCGGCGAGCGGUCGCCGCCGCGCAUCCUGCCGCCCUGCACCAACGCUUCCACCGGCUCGGCGCUGCUCAACCCCAGCCUCCCGAACCAGAGCGACGUGGUGGAGGCCGAGGGCAGCCACAGCAACUCCCCCACCAACAUGGCGCCCGCCGCGCGCCUGGAGGAGGCCGGGUGGCGGCCCUACUGA